AUGAUAGAGGCUAUCAAGGAGCAUGCAAUUAUACAUGGUAGGGAAGUGAAAUUGAUAAAAAAAAACGACAAGAGACGAGUUCAGGCUAAAUGUGUGAAAGGGUGUCCUUUCCAAGUAUAUGGAUCAAAGAUUAAUACAGAGGAAUGGACAUUUGGAAUAAAAACUUUGAGCCUAGAACAUCAGUGUGGAAGAGUGGACAAGCUUAGGUAUACCACAUCAAACUGGCUUUGUGACAGAUAUGCAAACAUGCUGAAACGCAACUCAGAGUUUGAUCUGAAAUCAUUUCAAGAAGAUGUGUUGGAAGAUUACAAAAUAAAUGUCAAAAAAAUUCAAGUUUAUAGGGCAAAGGGGCUAGCUAGAGAUUUAAAUGAAGGUACUUUCAAAAAACAAUAUGCUAGGUUGUGGGAUUAUGCAGAACAAUUGAAAAAUGCAAACAGGGGUAGUACAAUGAAGAUUAAAACUCAUAUUGUAAAGGUUGAGACAGUGUUUCAAAGGAUAUAUGUGUGCUUGGCUGCCUGUAAGAAGGGAUUUUUAGAAGGUUGCAGACCUGUUAUUGGUGUUGAUGGCUGUCAUUUGAAAGGGCCUUAUCCUGGAGAGAUCUUGACAGUUGUUGGGGUGGAUGGGAACAAUGGUUAUUUCCCAGUAGCUUAUGCAGUGGUUGAUAUUGAGAGUAAAGACUCUUAG
This is a messenger RNA of Prunus avium (sweet cherry), 684 nucleotides long. NCBI's taxonomy places the organism in Eukaryota, Viridiplantae, Streptophyta, Magnoliopsida, Rosales, Rosaceae. The record is from RefSeq and is a predicted model, not a curated record.